CUCAUGGAAUAAAUCUCUUUUUCCCAGUGGCCUGUUAUCCAGCUAAGAGCAAAAAUUAAGUAUUAUAUAAAAAAAUAUUUUUAGCAUCACAGUUUAGGUAAACUUGUUCCCAGGUUUAUUGUCUGUGUUCAGUGUCUAUCAGUUUUAGAGAGAGCUCUUGUCCUGAACUACAUGAAAAGUUCAGUAGUUGCUUUCAAUCCUCCAUGGUUUUUAGGUCUUGAAUCGUAAGGCUCAGUGGGCUGUAGUUCACAGUAGAACCAGCUUCCUGUCUGAUCUGUCACCUCAUAACCAGUUUUUUACACUAUGUGAUGUGAGCAAACCCUUCACUCAACAUGUGGGAUACAUGAGGGCUGUUUGACUUUGAUGUGGACAGGUGUGUGCAGUACAGGGGUUUAAACAAAUGUGGAAACAAAUUCAGCAGCAGUCCCAGCAGCAGUAAUGAGGAUGAGGCUAGAAGCAUAGACAGGGUGUCUGAACCCUGUAGAGUUCCAAGGAAGCUCCGAGCCUGACCUUACUUCCUACUGAGCCCUGAAUCAAACCUCCCUGACCUCUCCAGCUCUCUGACCUGAACACUAUGAAGCUCUGGGUUUGGCUUUGCCUGGCAUUGCUCUGGGUGGUGCUCCAAAAUGGCGACUGCCAACAAGUCAAGCGGAGGAAAGAUGUUGGAGAAAACCGCAUCCGGCCAGGGGGGAAACGGGUGAAAGUACGACACCCCAAACUUAAAGAUGUUGGAGUGAAAGGUCAGUCACUUCUGACCCAGGUUUUAGACAAGGGUCGCUUCUUGCGCCUGGGCCAGACCACGACUCUGACUCCUGGGAGGACUAUGGAGCUUCGCUGCAAAGGAAACUCUAUUGGAUGGUCAUACCCAACCUACCUUGACACCUUCAACGACUCCCGCCUCAGCAUCAAGCAGAGUGACAAAUACAGUCAGCUGAUCCUGACGUCGCCCUCUGCUGCUGACACAGGGCCUUACAGCUGCUGGGUGGUAGUGUGUGAUGGCACAGAGUGUGAGAAAGACAAUGAUCGCGCACAUGUCUCAUACAUCUACUUCACAGACAAAGACAACCUCUUCGUCCCCUCUGCCAUCCACUUUGAGAUUGUGUACCUGCGUCCGAACAGGCCUGCUGUGGUGCCCUGUCGUGUGACUGACCCGCAGGCCACUGUGUCCCUGCACAGAGAGGUCCCUCCAGAAGAGAUCCCAACCAAUGGGACCCUGGUGACCUAUGACCCAACCAAAGGGUUCAUCCUGCAGAACCCAAGCCUGGAGCACCAGGGGGUCUUCUACUGCAAGGCUGUGACCAAAGGCACCCCUCAGAUCUCCACUAAGUACCAGCUGCUCUAUGUGGAAGUUCCCAGUGGGCCUCCAUUUGUGAGCCUUGAAGCGUCUCCAGAGGCUGUGAGCGGAGGAGACAAUGUCAAUGUAACAUGCACUGUGCUGGGGGAGCCAGAGGUGGAUGUGAGCUUCACCUGGUCUUAUCCUGGUCAGGGCCAUCGUCCAGUUCACAUCAACAAUUCCUGGAGGCUGGUUAACAGAGGUCUGAGCCACACCACGCGGGUCUCCCAGAGUGUCAUGACUGUAGACGACAUGGAGACCAUAGACUUUGGAAACUACGUCUGUAAAGCCAAUAACCCGAAUGGUGAGACGGUUGUGUCGAUCAACAUCAUCUCCAAAUAGCCCUGCAACAUUAUUGUUAUAAUUAAUGUAAGUGUGGUGCUGAGAUGCAAGUGUAGCCAGAUGAAAUCUAAAGGUAUAAAAAAUGUAUUUUAUAAUUGCUGAUUGUGAUACAUAAUAAAGACUUGCUACAUCUA
Molecule: messenger RNA, 1809 nt
Organism: Notolabrus celidotus (New Zealand spotty)
Lineage: Eukaryota; Metazoa; Chordata; Actinopteri; Labriformes; Labridae
Gene: pdgfrl
Product: platelet-derived growth factor receptor-like
Exons: 7
Coding region: 575-1675 (366 amino acids)
Source: RefSeq, a predicted model, not a curated record